AUGCUCGUUCUCUCCGGUCCUCCCCUCCAUCCGCACCAACCUCCCCCUCCAUCCACACCAACCUCACCCUCCAUCCACACCAACCUCACCCCUCCAUCCGCACCAACCUCCCCCUCCAUCCACACCAACCUCCCCCUCCAUCCGCACCAACCUCCCCCUCCAUCCACACCAACCUCACCCCUCCAUCCGCACCAACCUCCCCCUCCAUCCGCACCAACCUCCCCCUCCAUCCACACCAACCUCACCCCUCCAUCCACACCAACCUCCUCCUCCAUCCACACCAACCUCACCCCUCCAUCCGCACCAACCUCACCCCUCCAUCCGCACCAACCUCCCCCUCCAUCCGCACCAACCUCCCCCUCCAUCCACACCAACCUCACCCCUCCAUCCGCACCAACCUCCCCCUCCAUCCACACCAACCUCCCCCUCCAUCCGCACCAACCUCCCCCUCCAUCCACACCAACCUCACCCCUCCAUCCGCACCAACCUCACCCCUCCAUCCGCACCAACCUCCCCCUCCAUCCACACCAACCUCCCCCUCCAUCCGCACCAACCUCCCCCUCCAUCCACACCAACCUCACCCCUCCAUCCGCACCAACCUCCCCCUCCAUCCGCACCAACCUCCCCCUCCAUCCACACCAACCUCACCCCUCCAUCCACACCAACCUCCUCCUCCAUCCACACCAACCUCACCCCUCCAUCCGCACCAACCUCACCCCUCCAUCCGCACCAACCUCCCCCUCCAUCCGCACCAACCUCCCCCUCCAUCCACACCAACCUCACCCCUCCAUCCGCACCAACCUCCCCCUCCAUCCACACCAACCUCACCCCUCCAUCCGCACCAACCUCACCCCUCCAUCCGCACCAACCUCCCCCUCCAUCCACACCAACCUCCUCCUCCAUCCACACCAACCUCACCCCUCCAUCCACACCAACCUCCCCCCUCCAUCCACACCAACCUCCUCCUCCAUCCACACCAACCUCACCCCUCCAUCCGCACCAACCUCACCCCUCCAUCCGCACCAACCUCCCCCUCCAUCCGCACCAACCUCCCCCUCCAUCCGCACCAACCUCACCCCUCCAUCCGCACCAACCUCCCCCUCCAUCCGCACCAACCUCACCCCUCCAUCCGCACCAACCUCCCCCUCCAUCCACACCAACCUCACCCCUCCAUCCGCACCAACCUCCCCCUCCAUCCGCACCAACCUCACCCCUCCAUCCGCACCAACCUCCCCCUCCAUCCGCACCAACCUCACCCCUCCAUCCGCACCAACCUCCCCCCUCCAUCCACACCAACCUCCCCCCUCCAUCCACACCAACCUCACCCCUCCAUCCGCACCAACCUCCCCCUCCAUCCACACCAACCUCACCCCUCCAUCCACACCAACCUCACCCCUCCAUCCGCACCAACCUCACCCCUCCAUCCACACCAACCUCACCCCUCCAUCCGCACCAUCCUCACCCCUCCAUCCGCACCAACCUCACCCCUCCAUCCGCACCAUCCUCACCCCUCCAUCCGCACCAACCUCACCCCUCCAUCCGCACCAACCUCACCCCUCCAUCCGCACCAACCUCACCCCUCCAUCCGCACCAACCUCACCCCUCCAUCCACACCAACCUCACCCUUCCAAAGUAUUGAAAUGGGACUUGGAAAACGAACCUGGAUCGGUGCAUCGCUGCAUCAUGACCAUGUGUGCGGCUCAGUCCAGGAGACCAAAUCCAGUGUGGGGCCUGGGACUGAUGGUCCUCCUGCUGCAGACCACAGAGUCCAGGGAGGACCGGAUUUCUCCUCAGACCUCGUGGGAAGUCUUCAUCAGGAACAAUGAGGAGAGCAGCCGUCCCGUCAGGGAGCACAGGAGGAGUUGCUCCAGGUCGCUGCGGGCCCAGGUCUGGUUUACGAGUCGGCUCUGGGCAUCGACGUUGGUUCCACAGAGAAGUGUGGAGGAGCUGCUCUUCACUCAGGCCUACACCAGCUCUCUGUGUGGCUCCUCUCUCUCCUCUGGACGCUUCAGGGCUCCAAUCUCGGGACUGUACCUCCUCAACGCAAACCUCCUCAUAGAGUCGGACGAGCGAGCGCCCAUCCGAGCAGCGAUCUGUGUCCAGGACCGGUGUGAGGGCAACAUGUCUGUGACGUCUGUGAUUUCGACAUCAGGGCCGUCCACAGUGGUCCUCACAGGGACACUGUACCUGCAGAGUGGACAGUACGUCUCUGUGCUGAUGGACAACGGCUCCGAGACCAGACUCAGCGUCCAGGGUUCAUCUGUGUUCUCUGGGGUCCUCCUGGGGGUCUGA
Molecule: messenger RNA, 2292 nt
Organism: Knipowitschia caucasica
Lineage: Eukaryota; Metazoa; Chordata; Actinopteri; Gobiiformes; Gobiidae
Source: the annotation of a GenBank genome assembly